Molecule: messenger RNA, 823 nt
Organism: Zingiber officinale
Lineage: Eukaryota; Viridiplantae; Streptophyta; Magnoliopsida; Zingiberales; Zingiberaceae
Product: putative SNAP25 homologous protein SNAP30
Exons: 5
Coding region: 1-750 (249 amino acids)
Cellular component (GO): SNARE complex; plasma membrane
Molecular function (GO): SNAP receptor activity
Source: RefSeq, a predicted model, not a curated record
AUGCCAGUCUCUAAAGUUCCAAAGCAAGGUCGCGCAGCCGAUCCUUUUGAUUCCGAUUCAGAUACUGAACUUUAUAAACCUCCUUCCAAGGAUGCUAGAAACAAGUACAAGAAUGACUUCAGCGACACCGGCGGGUUCGAGAACCAAUCCGUGCAGGAACUCGAGAAGUAUGCCGCUUACAAGGCCGAAGAAACAACAAGCAAAGUUAACGAUUGUCUCAAGAUUGCGGAGAUCAUAAAGGAAGAUGCAUCCAACACACUCACUAUGCUGCAUCAACAAGGAGAUCAGAUCAACCGAACGCAUGAAAUUUGUGUCACCAUCGAUAAGGAUCUUAGUCGAGGCGAGUCACUGCUAGGGAGCCUUGGGGGCUUUUUCUCGAUGCCAUGGAAGCCAAAAAAGACCAAAGAGAUCAAGGGCCCUGCAGUCACAGCAGAUAAUUCAUCGAAGGCGACCAAGGAACAACGGGACAAGUUAGGCUUGUCUUCCAAUGGAAAGGGACAAUCAAACCCACGAGAGUAUGCUGAACCCACAUCGGCAAUGGACAAAGUUCAGAUUGAAAAGUCUAAACAAGACGAUGGGCUUGAUGAUCUAAGCGACGUCCUGGGGCAGCUGAAGGGCAUGGCUGUCGACAUGGGUUCUGAGAUCGAAAGACAAAACAAGGCUUUGGAUGGGUUGCAGGAUGAUGUGGAUGAGCUCAAUUCUCGAGUGAAAGGAGCUAAUCAACGUGCUCGAAAGAUACUAGGGAAAUAAGUUUCAAAUAUUAUUAUUAUUUUAUAUUUUUUCUGGAGAUUUCUGUAUUAUCUCGAACUCGAGCCUCUUUGGU